CGGAUCCGAGUCAAAUGUCCCCUAAACGAUACCGAGCUAACCCCAUGGCGUCCCAAAAGACGGCAGCAAGAAUAAGAGUAGAUCAUCUCCCCAGAUUCACUCUCGUCUCUGCAUCUAAAUCAGCACCCCCGCACCCUUAAUUCAAUCCCCAUAGCCAGUCUGGAACAGUUCUUCAACCAUGGCAGACAACAAAAGACCCGACGAGAUUUCCUUCUCUCACGAUGACUCGGGAAACUGUAAAAAAACCAAGGAUGCUGAGACCGCAGCAUACGCCGGCCAAGAGGCAAUCUACAUUGACGAGGCCACCAACAAGAAGCUGUUUUGGGCCGUGAACCGCCGCAUCCUCGGGUGCAUGCUGGGCACCUACUUCUGCCAGUCGCUGGACAAGGGGACUCUCAACUUCUCGUCCAUCAUGAACAUCAAGGAGGACGCAAAUCUCGUUGGCAAUCAGUACAACUGGCUGGGCACCAUUCUCUACAUGGGCGUGUUGGUGGGAGAGUAUCCGACCAAUUUCUUGCUUCAGAAGCUGCCCGUUGCCAAGUAUCUGGCCGUCAACAUCUUUUGCUGGGGUGCUGUUGUCGCUUGCUCUGCGGCAACUCACAAUUUCGCUUCGCUUAUGGCUGUGCGAUUUUUGCUUGGAAUGUUUGAGAGUUGUGUGCAACCUGCCUUUAUCAUCAUGACAAGCAUGUGGUACACAACGCAAGAGCAAGUCCUCUUGACGUCGCUGUGGUAUUGUAUGCAAGGUGUUGUCCUCAUGUUUGGUGGUAUAAUCGCUUGGGGCGUAUCGCACUAUAACACCGAUGGCGACGAUGGAGUCGUCAAGUCUUGGCAACUCUUGUUCAUGGUCCUCGGUCUGGCGACUUGUGUCUGGGCUGUUUUCGUCGGCUGGUGGCUUCCCGACUCGCCCAUGAAGGCCAAGUGCUUCAAUGAAGACCAGAAGCGACUCAUGAUUGAGCGCGUCCGAGCCAACGAGACUGGUAUCCAGAACAAGGUCUGGAAGCGUUAUCAGAUGGUCGAAGCCCUUACGGACCCCAUCGUUUGGUGUUACGUGAUGCUGCAGGUCCUGUCGACUCUCAUCAUCGGCGGUCUCGGUGUCUUCUCCAACCUCAUCAUCUCGUCAUUCGGCUUUACCUAUCUGCAGACGCAGCUGUUGAACAUUGCCCAGGGAGCUGUGACCGUCUUGGUCAUGGUAGGCGGUGCUUGGCUGGCCACGGCAACAAAGCAAACGUCUAUGGUUAUGCAUGCCUGGACCAUCCCACCCAUCAUUGGUACUGCCAUCAUCUACAGCUUCCCACCAACAGCAUCUAAUCGCAUCGGGCUCCUCAUCGCCUUCUACUGCACCCAGUUCUUCCUCGGCAACGGCUGUUUGAUCUUCUCUCUGAUCUCGCGCAACAUCGCUGGUCAAACCAAAAAGUCGACGACUCUAACUAUUACCUUCCUUUUCUGGGCCGCGGGCAACAUGACGGCGCCACAGAUAUUCCAGGACAGUGACAAACCUCGAUACACCAAGGCAUUCACCGCGCACUUUAUCAUCUACGCGCUAUUCAACAUCACCCUAGUUGUGAUGCGAAUUAUCUUGACCAAACGCAAUCACAGCAAGAUGGCAGCGGCUGCUGUUGACAUCGGUGACGUGUCGGCUUCGGGCAUCAAUAAGGGUGAUGAGAAAAUCGCGCACGCUCAUGCCUUUGAGGAUAUGACUGAUAUUGAGAACCCGGAUUUCCGAUAUAGUUUGUAA
Ilyonectria robusta is the source of this 1735-nucleotide messenger RNA. Its product is annotated as major facilitator superfamily domain-containing protein. Gene Ontology annotation, biological process: transmembrane transport. Lineage: Eukaryota; Fungi; Ascomycota; Sordariomycetes; Hypocreales; Nectriaceae. Gene Ontology annotation, molecular function: transmembrane transporter activity. The transcript is spliced from 4 exons. The record is from RefSeq and is a predicted model, not a curated record. Gene Ontology annotation, cellular component: membrane. Bases 179 to 1735 code for a protein of 518 amino acids.